This is a messenger RNA of Lates calcarifer (barramundi perch), 1307 nucleotides long. RefSeq lists its product as uncharacterized. NCBI's taxonomy places the organism in Eukaryota, Metazoa, Chordata, Actinopteri, Centropomidae. The transcript is spliced from 6 exons. Bases 190 to 1164 code for a protein of 324 amino acids. The record is from RefSeq and is a predicted model, not a curated record.
CUCACUAUCGACAGCUCUCAUCUAAGACUUCAAAUACGUUGGACUGAAUUUAGUUUUUCAUCAAAACUUGAGAAUUGUUUUCUUUUUUAUAGAGGAAGCUUCGGGCACAGAGCUGCUGAUUCCGAGCCGCUGAGUCGCUGAGAAAUACGCUGCUGAACACACGAUGCCUGCCUCCAUCUAAACUCUGUGAUGGAAGCACAGAUAGGAGUUCUUUUCUUUUUUAUGGUAUGGAGCUCAUCGGCCGCUGGGGAGGUGAAGAUCCUGAGAGGCACUGAAGGAGGAAACAUCACUCUGCCUGUCCCUGCUAUCGACUCUGGAUAUCUUUCACUUGGGCCAAAGAUUCUUGCUAAUGUCGAUGAGGGGAAGAUCCAGAUACUGGAUAAUAAGUACAAGCACAGACUUCUCUGGAACAGAACCACUGGACUCUUUACACUCACAGGACUACAGAGGGCUGACUCAGGGAUAUAUAGCAUUUCCUCUAAAUCUUAUAACCUCACAGUGCAUGAGCCUGUCUCAGAUCCUACAGUGAAGAGGCUUAGUGUGAGCACUGAGAGCUGCACCUUGCUGUGUGCUGUGGACCAAGCUGCAGAAACUACACUGUUGUGGUACAAAGAUGAGGAGAAACUGAACGAGAGCAGCUCUGCUCUCCCUCUUCCUCUCAUUAUACACAGGCAGGAUUUCAACUCUUCAUAUAGAUGUGUAGCUGCCAGCCCUGCUGAGAAGAAAACUCUUUCAGUCACUGUUAAGACAUUGUGUGAACACAACCACACAAACAGCACAGAUGACAUCAGACACAAAAGACACCAUACAGUUGGAAUUGUAAUCUCCAUCCUGUCUGUUGUGAUUGUUACACUUGUUGCCUUUUUCAUCAAGUGGAAGUGUCUUGACAAGAACAAAAGGAUAACCAGACAAACACAAGGCAGAUAUCACUAUCACCUUAUACUCCUGACAUCAAGCUACGUCCAGCUCAGUUCAUCUGCUACCAGUCUGGAUUCAGCUCCAGUCUGCCUGACUUGUUCAGCCGCCACUGCCAUUCCCAGCUUGGCUCUGCCAGUUCAUCAGAUUUCUGCCGUGCUCCAUCGAAACCAUUACUCAGCCCACUGCUCAGCCCAGAGCGUCCAGCUCUCACCCCUUCACCCAAAACCAUUUCUAUGUCAGCAAUAAAUGACCCUUUAAACUUCCAUCUGCCUCCUGAGUUUUUGUUCUGCAUUUUGGGCCCACGAGAGAAGUGACUGUAACAUUCCAUCAAAAAUGUAUUCAAGAGAGUCAGCAAAAUGUUUCAGGCACCAUUAGGCUUAUAUAAAAAA